UGCAUAAUAAAUGGUCAUCUUGAUGUUACUUCUAAGAAUCUAUAUGUUACGGCAAAGCCAUAAAUAACUGCGCAAAACAUUUGUUCAACAAGAGAAACUAGAGUCGUAUAUUUUGACAGAUUUAUUGGGAAUCCUCGAAUUAGAUUUGGAUUGAUGCAUUCAAACGCAAGAAACCUAUCCUUAUCCUUAUCCAUAAGAUCAUUUACACAUACAAGACUGGAUGUGCCUAUGACAAGAUUUUCUCUAAUCCAUUACAUCGAAAUAAUAAUUUGGCCAUAACAGCUUGAGAGUAGAAACAAUUUACAAAAAAUGUUUCCUCGUCUGCCCGGACCGAUUGGAGCAGACAUAUUAAUGGGUGCCACUACCACCGUCCGUACAGCAUUUCCGAAUUCACGACUCGAUUCGCUUAACAGUCAUAAUAAUAAUAAUAAUAAUAAUAAUAAUAAUAAUAAUAAUAAUAACAAUCAACAUCCACAUAACAUACAAGCUGCAACACCAACACCAAACACUGUACAGCAAGGUAAUCAACUAUUAUCGCCGUAUGAUCCUUCGAUAACCGCUGACUUUGAUGCGACAGCACCCAUUAGUGACGUUGGCACAAAUGCAACAUCAAUUAGAAACUUAUUGCCCGCUGCCGAAGAAGAUUGGUGGUCGAAUGCCAUCGAAGAGGAUACGUUCGAGUCACCGUUGGCCUUCGAUGCCAGCGAGAAUGGUCUAUGGAAUGGACGUUUUGUGCCACCACCACCGCGGCCGCCAUUUCUCGAUGAGAGCGUAGCCGCUGACGGACUAACCACUUGUGAUCUAUGCACUUGGGCCUGGCAACGUAAUGCCUAUUCGUUAGAUGGCUCGAUAGAAACAACUGGCGAACUCGGCUGGGCAUUUACUUUGAUCGUAGUUUCAAUAAUAUCGGCGUUGCUAGGUGCUAUUAUAAUGGUUAUAGUUCUAAGGUGUAGAAGAAUAAAAUCCGCCAAUGCUAACGGACGACUACAACCAUGGUGGUGUCGUAAUAAUCGUAAUAAUGGCGGCACCAAUGGACGUGCCUCGCUCUCAGCCAAACAUUCGGCCGAUAGUAUACGAAGGCCUACUAGCAAUUCGGGCGUUUGGACCUGGUUAGGUGGCAGUCGUCGUUCAUCGGAAGGUCCUGAUCAGAUAGGACCACCAUCGUCAUCACCCGCUGAAAACCAUUAUACACAUAUGGAUGAUGCCUACAGUCCGGUAGGUGUUAGCGAAGCUUUAUAUGCUGAAUUGGAUAGAGAAUCAGUAAGAUCAGCUAAUCCCUCAUAUCAGAAUACCGGUUAUAGCCAGUGCGGAGAUAAAUAUAAUUAUCAACCGAAUGAACAAGACAUUCCUAUGGUAGUCUCGUCGGCUCCUAGUAGCGCUUACUAUUCUGAUCUAUCGGUAACGGCAAUGCCUAGUGGCGGCGCCAACAAUGAGAGAGCCUAUGAAAUUGUCGGUCUAACUGUAAUGUCACAACCGUUGCCUAAUUGGGACACUGGCGGCAGCGGCGGCGGCGGCAGUAGCGGUAGCGGUGGCGGUGCCGGUAGUGGUAGUGGUACUAGUAUGACAGCAAGUGUUAUCGCAACGGCUGGUGGCACUUCAACUGCAAUUGGCAGCAAUAACGAGGGUAUAAUGUCUCAACGCCGUACGCCACGCUUGGCUGCCAUCAAUGAGACCAGCACCACCACUGUCCCCUCGGAUUAUGUAUGAAAUUCAGCCAAACCUGAAAAUCCAACGUUACAGCGACUUCGAAGAAAACAAGAGCUUAUUUGAAUUUUAGUAAUGUGUUAUCACGAAAGCUCAAAGCUUUUUAAAAAUCUCUCAAAACUUAAGUAAAAUUUGAAUUUUAACUUUUUUUUUUAUGACGUUAUCGAAAAAUAAGAAAAAAAAACAAAAAUGUUUAAAAAAAAACGAUUUUUAAAAUCGUUGGUGAUAUUUAGAAUAACGUAGAAUGUCGUACAUAUAUAUGUAUAUGUAUAUAUGUUUCUGUAUGUAUGGAUUUGUAUAUUUGUUAAAGAGAAAUCAACAAAUAUAUCUCCGGAUCCCAAUUUAUAUAGACAUGUACGUAUGCAUGCAUACACAUUUACAUAUAUACUUGCAGGCAUACAUUGUUUUAUAUAUAUGUACAUGCAUAGAAUACAUAGAAUCCAUCAUAACUUAUUUUAAAGAAAAUCUAAAAACAGAUUAAAACAAUAAUAAUAAUAAUAAUAAUA
Molecule: messenger RNA, 2210 nt
Organism: Glossina fuscipes
Lineage: Eukaryota; Metazoa; Arthropoda; Insecta; Diptera; Glossinidae
Product: homeobox protein 5
Exons: 6
Coding region: 310-1707 (465 amino acids)
Source: RefSeq, a predicted model, not a curated record